AUGUUUCUUAUAACAGGCAAAGCACAUUCAUUAAUUGUUCGAAUUACAUAUUUUCCAAUAAGUUUCUCUCAAACAAUAUUAAGUAAAAGAAACAUUGACAACGUAGUGUUCGGAGAAAAUCCAACACCAGCACCACCACCUCAACAACAAAUUCCACAAGUACCACCACAACAACAAAUUCCACAAGCACCACCACAAGGUAAGGAAACAAAAUAA
This is a messenger RNA of Adineta steineri, 216 nucleotides long. The record is from the annotation of a GenBank genome assembly. Lineage: Eukaryota; Metazoa; Rotifera; Eurotatoria; Adinetida; Adinetidae.